AUGGCUCCUCCAAUGGCGAAGAAGCGCAAGGUCCUGGACAGUCUGAAGAAUAAGGCCGGUCGGCCCAAGAAGAAGUUCAGAAAGCAGCUCGAAUACCACAGCAGUUCCGACGAAACGGAAGAUGAACAGCCCGCCGAUUUCCAAGCAGUUAAUCUGGCUGAUUCCGAUGCCGAGGAAGAAGAGAAGCCAGUAGAACAGAAGCCACAGAAGCCAGCAUCAAGUGAGACAAGGUCGCUAGGCGCUCAAAAGAAGAGGAAAGCAGAAGACAGCGACGACAGCUCUGCUGCUAGCGAUAACGAGAGCGACGCGGACGACAACCAUGCAUCGGACUCGCCAGGUUCCUCUGAUAUGGAGGAUGACGAGUAUGGAGACUCGGAUACCUCAAUGCCCACAUCGACAAAUGGACGCAGCAGGCCCGUCGCUAAACGAAAUGACCCUACCGCAUUCUCAACAUCUAUUUCCAAGAUUCUCUCGACCAAACUGCCUACAUCAGCUCGGGCGGACCCGGUCCUGUCACGCAGUAAAUCAGCAGCGCAAACUACUAGCGAACUUGCGGACGAGAAACUGGACAAGCAGGCGCGGGCGAAGCUCCGUGCAGAAAAGAAGGAGGAGCUAGACCGUGGCCGCGUGCGCGAUGUCAUGGGCGUUGAGCGCGGCCUUACUGGUGUGGUUGCAGAGGAGGAAAAGCGUCUUCGGAAGAUUGCGCAGCGUGGUGUGGUGAAACUGUUCAAUGCUGUUCGCGCAGCCCAAGUCCGUGGAGAAGAGGCUGCUAGGGAAGAGCGGAAGAAGGGUACCAUUGGCAUGGGCGAACGAGAGAAGACCGUCAACGAAGUCAGCAAACAAGGCUUCCUUGAGUUAAUCAGCGGAAAGAAGGGGAAACCGCUGAACAUCGAGGAGGCUUAA
Aspergillus lentulus is the source of this 903-nucleotide messenger RNA. RefSeq names its product rRNA-processing protein RRP15. The record is from RefSeq and is a predicted model, not a curated record. NCBI's taxonomy places the organism in Eukaryota, Fungi, Ascomycota, Eurotiomycetes, Eurotiales, Aspergillaceae. Gene Ontology annotation, biological process: maturation of LSU-rRNA; maturation of 5.8S rRNA. Gene Ontology annotation, cellular component: preribosome, large subunit precursor.